AUGGAUAUGGAGAAUCAAAAUGGAACGAGCAAGCCAUUAAUAAAGCAGCAUUCUCAUUCAAGACAAUCUUCACAGGAACAUUUUGUUUUCGACAAUGUUCCUGAUCAUCAGCUCAAACUUAUACAAGAAUCAACUGAUUCAGAAGAACACUUUUCAUCACCUGAAUUCGGCAUCCAGUCUCCACUGCAAUCUCCUGAACCUGUUACAUUUUCACAAUCUUCUGGAUACGACCCCAAAAGGAUUCCCCAAUCCGUUUUUUCAACUCGACCAACAACACCUAUGGAGUGGAGUGUUGCUUCAAAUGAAUCGUUAUUUAGUAUUCACCUUGGAAACUGCAGCUUCUCAAAAGAGAAUUUCGUUCUGUUGUAUAAAUCUGGAGAAUUGCCAAAGGUAGAGGAUCAGCCUGGAAAAUCUGCCAAACCUGAUGAACCAACAAAAGUUUCCAAGCCUGAUGAGUCAAAUAAAGUUCAGCCUAGUUCGCCCACUGCGACCAAGUUAGCAGACAACAUGGAGAGAAUUCUUGCAAUUGGUGAAGUUAAUAAUAAUCAGAAAAAAACCAGUCCUGCUGAUGCACGUUCGGAGGGGAGUAAUAGUACUACUAGCAUGAAGUCUUUUCAUUUCCCAGUAUUGGAAAAUGAUAUCGGAAGGCAUACUUCAAUAAACAGGGAACAAUUGGAGGAGGAGAUGGAGAACAGAAGACACAUCUCUAUAAAGAGGGAAAUUUUGAAGGAAGAAAAGGAGAAGAGGCCAUUUACAUGGCAUUCCCAGCCACAGAUACAGUCAAGUGGGCUACAGUAUUAUAGUCAGAGUCAGGAGCAGCUGCGGCCUCAGUCGCAAACCUCAUUAAAAACUCAAAAAUUUGGCUCCAACAACAGCUGGUUCUCCUGCAUCCCAUGUUUGUCACCUCGCACUUUAAUCAAGAGACAAGUCAAUAAUUAA
Pistacia vera is the source of this 939-nucleotide messenger RNA. RefSeq lists its product as uncharacterized. The transcript has 2 exons. Lineage: Eukaryota; Viridiplantae; Streptophyta; Magnoliopsida; Sapindales; Anacardiaceae. The record is from RefSeq and is a predicted model, not a curated record. The coding region runs from base 1 to 939 and encodes 312 amino acids.